UGCGGCCCAUGUCUCAUCUUCCCGUGCAGGACUCUCUGGCUCGAAGAUAAAUAUCAGUCACUGGGAACUGGGAGAAUUCCCUCCAAGGAUUUGGCAUUGGGAGUGAUGUUCUUAUUACAGACUACAGUUGGUAUCUUGGGGAACUUUUCUCUUCUUUUCCAGUAUACCUUCCUUUACUUCACUAAACGCAGCUUACGGUCCACAGAUUUGAUUCUCAAGCACCUGACUGUAGCCAACUCCUUGGCCAUUCUCUGUAAAGGAAUCCCAAAGACUAUGGAAGGUUUUGGGUGGAAAGAUUUCCUCAAUGACGUUGGAUGCAAACUUGUUUUCUAUGUUCACAGAGUGGGCAGGGGAGUGUCCUUUGGCAGCACCUGUCUCUUGAGUAUCUUCCAGGCCAUCACCAUCAGCCCCAGGAACUCCAGGUGGGCAGAGCUUCAAGUGAAAGCUCCCAAAUACAUGGGCUUCUCCAUUGUCCUGUGUUGGAUCCUCCACAUGCUGGUAAAUAUCAUUCAUAUUACAAAUGUGACUAGCAAUUGGGGCAAUAAAACCAUCUCAAACAAAAAAGACUAUGGACGAUGUUCUUCUGUGCGUCAUGGCCAAACUGCAGACCUCCUAUAUUCAUUAUGGAUAGCAUUGCCUGAUAUUGUGUGUUUGGGACUCAUGCUCUGGUUCAGCGGCUUCAUGGUUUUCAUCCUGUACAGACAGAAGCAGUGGGUCCGACACAUUCGUAGGAACAAUGUCUACCCCAGAUCUUCCCCUGAGACCAGAGCCACCCAAACCAUCCUUAUACUGGUGAGCACCUUUGUGUUUUUUUUACCCUCUCCUCCACCUUCCAAGUUUUUAUAGAUGUUUUUUAUACUCUCAUUUGGAGGAUGUUGAACAUGGAUGCACUAAUUUCUAUGUUUCCCAACUGUCAGCCCCUUAGUUCUCAUGAGCUGUGACUCCAGUGUCUCCAUGCUCUGCUUUGCCUUGAUAAGGAAGACAAAACCCCCUCAUCCUAUCCGAAAUACCUAAUUGUGUGUUUUUGCACAAGGCUCAGUUGUUAAUUUAUUCGUCUUACAGAAUUCAAGCACAUAUGAAAUAGUACAGUAUGAUCUCUUUUUUAUUUUAUAUAAAUUUCAUUAUUGUUUUGACUUUAUCCGUGCUUUUUGAGAAA
Loxodonta africana (African savanna elephant) is the source of this 1156-nucleotide messenger RNA. RefSeq names its product vomeronasal type-1 receptor 4-like. Lineage: Eukaryota; Metazoa; Chordata; Mammalia; Proboscidea; Elephantidae. The annotation marks the transcript as partial. Gene Ontology annotation, molecular function: pheromone receptor activity. Gene Ontology annotation, biological process: G protein-coupled receptor signaling pathway. Gene Ontology annotation, cellular component: membrane. The transcript has a single exon. The record is from RefSeq and is a predicted model, not a curated record.